AGUCAGGCACCACCCUAGAUGGAAACCCCCCAUGUAUGUGGGUACGGCUGUCAUCUGUGACGCAGGCUGAAAUUGAAGGAGUUUGUACCUUUUUUGUGCCAAAUGGCUGUAAUAUGCAACUGAAAGAAUGGUCACUGAUUUCAUUGCUGAUUUUGGCAGGCCUCCUGGGAGCUGCUGCAGUAGAGUGUGAUGACCAACACCACCUGGUUAAUGGACUCUGCUGUAUCAAAUGCCUCCCAGGGUUUUACAAAGACAAGGACUGUGAUGCUGAAAGCCCCACUAAGUGCUUGCAAUGCCCAGGGGGAACAUACACCGAGUUCCUGAACUACAUUGAAGAGUGCUUGGUCUGUGAGCACUGCUCUGAAGACCAUGGCAUUGAGGAAAAAAGGCCCUGUCUGCCUACACAGAACAGAAAGUGCCGCUGUAUGGAUGGGUUCUUCUUGGAGCCAUCUCUUAUUCUAGGCCAGAAUGCCGACAUGUGCCACAGGCACCAGGAGUGUCAACCCGGAGAAGGGGUAGUUGAAAGAGGAACAAGAACAUCAGACACAGUGUGCACUCCCUGUGCUGUGGGCACAUUUUCUGACCAAGGCUCCAGAACCCAGAAAUGUGAAGACUGGACUGACUGUGAAAGUUUGGGACUGAAGCUGAUAAUACCAGGCACAACAGAUCGGGACACAGUGUGUGGCUAUGAAUUUCUACCCUCCACAAUGUCAAGUGCUAAGACAGCUCAAACACCGGUACCACCAACAUCUUCAAGCUAUGCUACUGUAUCUGUGACAAGCGUGAAGGAUGCAGGAUCAGCAUGGCAGACCAAGUCAGAGGAAAAUGGGCAUGCAACAACCAGUGGCAACAAGCAUACAGACCAUAGAGGCAGCAAUCACACCAUCGCUACUGUGAUAGGUGUGGUUGGUAUCUUCUUGAUCAUCGUCAUAUUGGUGGUGGUAUGCAUUGUAGGAUUACAUCUCCAUGGUUAUCUCCAAUGUGCAAAGAAGAAAUGUACAAGCGGGCCAGGAAUCACCUACAGAAAUUCUGCAUACAGCCCAGUUACUGAUUCUGGGGACACAGUUACUGUCACAAAUGAAAGUGAAAAUGGCAGAGAUCUAGAAGAAACAGCAUGUAAACAUGUAAGAGGACAGUGGCCAACUCCCCCUCCUGCAAUGGAAGCCCCACAUACUUUACAAGUUCCAGCUGGACCAUCAGGCCAGAAUGAAGGGCAAGAACAGCAACCUUCAACUUCUGAUGGCAACACUCGGCAGAUUUACUUAAAUGUUCAAGUCACUAAUAACAGUCAUCAGGUCAUAAACAACACCACAAAAAACACCACUGUGCAUGACAAUAGUACUAAUGUUCAAGAUUGUGGAACUGCAUCUUUUGGAAACAACAACACCUUUAAUGUUGACACAAGCAUGACUGAUAGCAGCACUGUGACAAAAGUGGAAGGUAAUAGUGGUGGUGUACAAAUUGGCGAAAAGAAUACCAUGUAAUAAAAGUACCUGAAGAUUAUACAUUGAGGUCAGAUCUGAUAUCAGUUAUGAUAAUUUUUUUGCUUUGAAAAUGUAAUGCUACUUUUAAAAUUGUAGCUUUAGCUUGAAAAUUGUUAGUGUAUUCAGUCAACGACUUUAUAUAAUGUCAAGUACUUAAUAGCAAAAUAGUAGAUUAACAAUUUAGUUGACUUCACACUUUGCUGUACAUGGCUAUUUUCUUUGUUACUUAUCUUAACAAAUCUCUUACUAUGUAUCAUUAUGUUGACUUUAGGUUUCAACAAUUUGUGUUGUGUAUCAAAUAUCAAGUAUGUUGGUUACUAAAACAUUAUGCUUAGCCAUACAUGUGUUAUAGUAAUAUUUAGUAAUAUGUAAUAUCUGUGUAAGAGUUGAAUUAAUUGUACUGUAUAUGAGGAUUACGAAGUAAGUGCUAGCAGGAUUUAGGAUUUAAUGAUAAUUGCUUAUUGCUUGUUGCAUAUGAAUACAAUUUUUAUGUAAAUGUUCCCUAUACCUGUGGUCAAAAACCAUAACAGAUAUUCCUUAAGAUCUAUAUUACUUGAAUGUGCAAAAGUUUGCAAACCAGUGCAUUACACAUUUACACCAUGAGAUGAAAAGUUCAGGUCAACAGACUGUUAGGUUGAAUCAGCUGCUCACAUAUAGAGAAUAUGGACUGUAAAUUUUCUGUUUUAAAUUCUGUAUUGGUUGUAAAGUUUAUAAGAAACUCAAAUGUUGAGUUAAAGUAUUAAUCAUAAUAUGUAAUGUCAUUAAACCAGACUCCUGUAUGGCACUCAUCUGUAGUUGUUAAAUCUAUCGUGGUAGAAUGAAGGUUUAGUUUAAUAGAAUUCCAGUAUUAGGAAUUCCAGAAUUCCAGAAGUGCAAGUGCAACAUAAGUUAAUGUUUUUGCUUGGCUACAAUGUACAUUGUACAAGACAAACUGUCAAUAAAAGAAA
Molecule: messenger RNA, 2431 nt
Organism: Branchiostoma belcheri (Belcher's lancelet)
Lineage: Eukaryota; Metazoa; Chordata; Leptocardii; Amphioxiformes; Branchiostomatidae
Product: tumor necrosis factor receptor superfamily member 16-like
Exons: 9
Coding region: 36-1484 (482 amino acids)
Biological process (GO): signal transduction; immune response; apoptotic process
Cellular component (GO): membrane
Molecular function (GO): protein binding; transmembrane signaling receptor activity
Source: RefSeq, a predicted model, not a curated record